AUGGAGGAAGUGGAAGUGCUGUGGGAGUUAAUCGGAGACGACGUUUCCGAGCAAGGGCUACCUCCUGGUUUCAGGUUUCACCCAACAGAUGAAGAGCUUGUCACCUUCUACUUAGCCUCCAAGGUCUUCAACGGGGGUUUCUGCGGUGUGGACAUUGUUGAGGUCGAUCUUAACAGAUGUGAGCCGUGGGAGCUCCCAGAGGUGGCGAAGAUAGGGGAGAGGGAGUGGUACUUCUUCAGCCUAAGAGACAGGAAGUAUCCGACGGGGCUGAGGACCAACAGGGCCACCGGGGCCGGCUACUGGAAGGCUACCGGCAAGGACCGGGAGGUGCACAGCGCCACCAGCGGUGCCCUCGUGGGCAUGAAGAAGACCCUGGUCUUCUACAAGGGGAGGGCUCCACGCGGGGAGAAGACCAAGUGGGUCCUACACGAGUAUCGCCUCGACGGGGAAUACUACUGCCGCCUCGCCUGCAAGGAGGAAUGGGUGAUGUGCAGAAUAUUUCACAAGUCAGCAGGAGAUCAUAGGAAGAGUCAAUACUACCCAAACCACGCCUUCCUCUUGGACCCUUCCUCCUCUUCUAACCCUUGCUUUCCCUCAUUCCUCGACCUGCCACACCUGCAAGACCCCAUCCACAGCCUCCUUCAAAGCGGUAAACUUCCACCCUUCAACUUCUACCAAGAACCCAACUCACUCUUCCCCCUCCUUCCCCUGCCAUCAACAACUACCACACUUCCAUCCCUACAUGAAACGCGAUGCUCUUCCAACGACGACCGGAGCUUCCAGCCACCACAACAAGAAGAGACAGGGAUCCCUAGUUGGCUCGAUCCUUACCUCCAGAACCCUCUACUAUACGAAAUGGGUCUGCCUCCGCUUGGGCUAGGAGGAGUUGUUCAUCACGACCUAACCUUCAUGGACGAGACUGCAGCAGGAGAAUCUGGACCCCUGGUUUCUUAAGCUCUCCUACGUCUACCUGGCAGUCAAUCCAUCAACACUUAACAUCUACUAGUGUUUGCACAGUAUAUAAGGCGUUC
Musa acuminata subsp. malaccensis (wild Malaysian banana) is the source of this 1031-nucleotide messenger RNA. RefSeq names its product protein CUP-SHAPED COTYLEDON 3. Lineage: Eukaryota; Viridiplantae; Streptophyta; Magnoliopsida; Zingiberales; Musaceae. Gene Ontology annotation, molecular function: DNA binding. The record is from RefSeq and is a predicted model, not a curated record. Gene Ontology annotation, biological process: regulation of DNA-templated transcription.